Eptesicus fuscus (big brown bat) is the source of this 653-nucleotide messenger RNA. RefSeq names its product ribosomal protein L11 (gene RPL11). Gene Ontology annotation, molecular function: structural constituent of ribosome; RNA binding. NCBI's taxonomy places the organism in Eukaryota, Metazoa, Chordata, Mammalia, Chiroptera, Vespertilionidae. Gene Ontology annotation, biological process: translation. The record is from RefSeq and is a predicted model, not a curated record. The coding region runs from base 68 to 604 and encodes 178 amino acids. The transcript is spliced from 6 exons. Gene Ontology annotation, cellular component: cytosolic large ribosomal subunit; ribosome.
AAGAGCCCGCCUCCUGUCCCAUAAGGCCCUGCUCCGGAAACUUCACUCUCUCUUCCUGUCUCUCAUCAUGGCGCAGGAUCAAGGGGAAAAGGAGAACCCCAUGCGGGAACUGCGCAUCCGCAAGCUCUGCCUCAACAUCUGCGUGGGGGAGAGCGGGGACAGACUGACGCGGGCAGCCAAGGUGCUGGAGCAGCUCACGGGCCAGACCCCUGUCUUCUCCAAAGCCAGAUACACCGUCAGAUCCUUUGGCAUCAGGAGAAAUGAAAAGAUUGCUGUCCACUGCACAGUCCGGGGGGCCAAGGCAGAAGAAAUCUUGGAGAAAGGUCUGAAGGUGCGAGAGUACGAAUUACGAAAAAAUAACUUCUCGGAUACUGGAAACUUUGGUUUUGGGAUCCAGGAACACAUCGAUCUGGGGAUCAAAUAUGACCCAAGCAUUGGCAUCUACGGCCUGGACUUCUAUGUGGUGCUGGGUAGGCCAGGUUUCAGCAUCGCAGACAAGAAACGCAGGACAGGCUGCAUUGGGGCCAAACACAGAAUCAGCAAAGAGGAGGCCAUGCGCUGGUUCCAGCAGAAGUAUGAUGGCAUCAUCCUUCCUGGCAAAUAAAUUCCCGUUUCUAUACAAAAGGCCAAUAAAAUGUUUUCAGUGAAAUGUA